CAAUUCUAAGCAACCUCCACUUCCCUCAUUUUUCUUCUUCUUAUAAAAUCCCAUUCUAAGUCCAAACAUUCCCUCAUCCAAACCAAAAUUCUUGAUUCAGUUCCCCGUCUUAACGACAGAAAAUAGGAUCGAUUAGAUUCUAUCGUGCUCUAUUCCCUUGUAAAAUUCCAUUACAAGUGCAAGCAUUCCCUCAUUCAAACCAAAAUUCUUGAUUCAGUUCCCCAUCUUAACGACAGAAAACAGGAUUAAUCAGAUUCUAUUGUGUCCAACACUACUCCAUUACCUUAUAAAAUCCCAUUCUAAGUGCAAACAUUCCCGAUACUUGGCUCAGUUCUCAACCUUAACGACAGAAAAUAGGACCGAUCAAAUACUUCAAACAAUUUUAACAUUCACCAAUGGCUUCUUGUCUAUUCUUUGUUGUUGUCUUAUGCCUACCUUUUAUUGUUAAAGCUCAAGAAAGGUCUCCUCAUGGCCUUGCUUUUGAAAGCCCUAUUGCAGUUUCACCAGAAGCAUACUCAUUUUUUCACCCUGAGACUCAAAAAAAGAACACUACAACUAGUGAAAGUUUAUGUAAUGAUAAUAAUAAUACAUCAGGUUGUUCAAGAUUUCCUACAGCAUCAAGUGUGCAGUCUAAUUUGGCACAUGAAAGUUUACCGCCAACCGAUGAGGGAGGCGAUAAACGAAUGGGAGCUGGUGGGAUGGUUGGGAUAGCUCUAGGGUUCGGGUUUGCUAUUGUGUUAGCACUCGGUGUGUACUAUGCGGCGAUUGCGCGAAAACGCAAUGCGGACAAAGGUGCUCCUAUCCAGCAGCUCAAUGUCUGACUCUUCAAAAAUGUUGCUGCAUCAUGUUGGACCUAUCCAGAAUGCACUAAUUUUGGAGAAUCCAGCAUGCACCUAUCAACAUUUUAGAAGAAUCCGAGCAACAUAGAUCAGAAAAGGCUUCUACUCUUAUCCAUCCCCUGUUGUUUCAUCUCAUUUUACCUUCUUUUUUUUUGGUUUGUUACCUUUCCUAUAGUUGUAUGGUUUGGGAAUGUGAGAUGUAACUAUUGUUUGUAUCAGUAAUUAGUGAUAUAAUAGUACAAUUAUUUAGUCAUCACUAUCAUCCAAACAAACCAAAGUGUA
This is a messenger RNA of Solanum pennellii, 1121 nucleotides long. RefSeq lists its product as uncharacterized. The transcript has a single exon. The record is from RefSeq and is a predicted model, not a curated record. Bases 396 to 821 code for a protein of 141 amino acids. NCBI's taxonomy places the organism in Eukaryota, Viridiplantae, Streptophyta, Magnoliopsida, Solanales, Solanaceae.